UGGCCCAAGAAAAUCAGGAAAGCCCACAACUUAAAACUUAAACCAGGCCGGAAUAUAAAACUUCGCAACAGGAAGGGUUGACGACAUACGUCAAAAUCAACUUUCGCUCUGGAACUGUCAACCUGGUAGUUGGUGACAAGACUGUCAGCUCUUCAAAGGCAUGGGCCCUGAAAGACUAAUGGACGGAGAAUGGAUGACGACCGGGAACAGCGUAGAGAAAGACUUCUUCGAAAUUUUAGCCUACUCCGUGAAACACCUGAGGAACUACUCCCACCUCUGAGUAUUUUAAAGGAAUUCAUACGGGGAGUACAGCAAGAUGUCAAGGAAGAAGCCAAGGCGCUGAUAGCAGAGGAAGACCAUGAACAGGCCCUCGAACUUCUCUGUGUUGGAAUCGAUAAUGUUGGCGGAAUUCUGUCAAGUAAGGGAUAUAGCUGUGAUACAGCAAACGACGCCAGGCUCCUCAUCUUGAGGUCACAAUGUGGCAACAUGCUGGGAGCACACCUAGAAGCAUAUGAUGACGCAGAAAAAGGUUUGAAGUUUUUUUUCUCAGAUUUUAUUGAUCCCAAUUCUGUCCCUGCGGAAGUUGAGCGUGCGAAAGCCAUAUUCGCCUCACGCUGUAAACUAGGUCUUGGCCUUCUCGCGAAAUUCGCUGAUUUCUCAUUAGACGAAUCGGAACAAGAACAACCGGAAGUACCGGGCAUAAUAGGACUACUUGAAGCGCUUUUCAAUCUGACAAUGCCCGCUGCAACUACAACCAUACAGGAGUCAGAUUCAAAGGCUUUCGACACAGAUUGGAUCCCUUCUCACAAUAAAAAAAUUGCCAAAAACAGUAAGAUUACCACCUCCAGGCCUAGCGAAAAAAGAAGAAAGAUUAAACAGAUCUGUGAUGGUGCAGAGCCAACAUUUGCCAAAACAGUAUUUAGGCCUACACCAUCUUCAUCACAACAGUGGGUUAGACAGGGGGCAAGGCCAAAGAAAUCAAGCAACAAGGUAGGACGAGUACCUACUUCAAGUGUGGUGCCUGCAAAGUCUUCUAAGAAACAAACUGGCAAGGUCCCCAAACGAAACGAAGUUGAACCUUCAGCAGGUAGUGUCAGCCACGAAAAGGCCAGAAGUCCCAAGAAGAAAAACGAUCAGUGCCCUGCUUCCAAAGCAACAUCGGAAAAUCUCGCAGCUCUCCCAAUAUUCCACUGGGACAUUAAACACGUGUGUGGGAUAUGUUACUCACGAGGUCACGGUGAAGUAGUUGAACAACGAUUAGGGAGCAAGCCACUAAUGUGUGCCGGCUCACCAGGCGCACACGACUGGAAGAGCUGCAGGAUGGUGCUUGUAUACUCCAGCGAGAAGAAGAAAUGGCGUGAGGUCCGACGGAGGCAUGAGAACGCACCCCUUAUUCCGACACUUUGUACAUCUGGUGAUGCUUGCAAGCAUGGUCGAGACUGUUGGUUCCCACACUUCAAAGAAGAGAAAGACCUGUGGAUCUAUAUGGGUAGACACAAACUCACAAAUUUAACUGACGUAGUGUUCGCCGGACGUGCAUCCCCGGACGUUACGUCAAAAACACUCCCUUCCAAGUCGCAGCGUGACAAGCAACCCCCUCAGUCUCAGCAUUGCUGCACUUACUGCAAUACAUCUUACCUGGAACAGUGGCAGCUUCAACAGCACAUCCAAAGCAAGGAUCACUGGUCAAAGGUCAACUCAGACGAAGACAAGAAAGACCAGUGGAAGCAUCGCAGCCCGCCUUGGAAUGUCGUCAACGGACAGUACCAAGAAUGUUCAGAGAAUAAUAAUGGUAGAUGCGUGUUCACCGACUGCACCAAAGCACACGGUGCCGAAGAGUUGGAGGAAUGGAAGGAAAGACAUCGGUAUCGAAUGAUGAAAGUGAAGAAAGCCAAGGAGUGCAAGUUGUACGCAUUCAUGGACGAAGUUCUCGUUAAGUUCAACUUUUCUGCCUCACAAGGGAAGGACGUGAUUGCAGAGCGCUUACCUGGAGUCCGCAUCGACUGCUCUGAGGAUCUCGUCCAGUUUCUAGAUGCAGAGAGGAAGGACAGGGACUCGGCAUACACGUGUGCCUGGUCAUUUACCCUUGACCUCAAGGCCUCAGAAAAUAAAUUCCUGAAGCGUGUGUGCUUGUUCUACGACGACAACAGACUCUACUUCAGGUUGUCCCAGCCUGCUAAUGAAAGCGAGGCUCAGGUGUGUCCUGGCAACCUGAUUGUAGAGGAGGACAGGAGGACAUAUCGGAUUGACGUCAUCUUUCGCUCUCAGGUCCUCGGUCGCUUCUCCCAGUGGGUCCUCUUCGACCUGGGUUCUGAACCGUAUCUUGUCCAGAAACUUCAGGUCCUGGUUGGAUCGCACACACCGCACGACAAUUCCGAUGAGAUAAGCGGGGAAAAGAAGACAUUUGAGCCGUGGACUGACAGGAACUCGGAUAUUGUCAGAUUCUCCAAAGGCGACCGACAACCUUCAACUAGUAAAGAGCAGCUGCUCAACGACUAUGAAGUACCAACGCCACUCGGUAUUGAAGAUCUAGGGGAGUUGAGCCGGGACAACUACAGAGAGUACAUGCACACAAUGCUGUACUUGGAGGAACAGGAGUAUAAUAUCAAGAUAUCAAAGUUUGCAUCGGAGGGCAGAUUAGAAUGUUUCGAACAAAGCCUGUUUGGCAAGGUUGAUUUGAAGAGUGCACUGAUGGACGACUCGGAGAUCGCUCAAAUCAUGGAGAUAAACUUGCGCAAGAUAAUGAUGCUGAAAUUCCCAAACUCGGAGAAGGUGUAUGAAGCCAUCAUAUUGGACGCACAAAAUGACUUUGGGAAGCAAACCCAAGACAAGCUGUAUAUCAAGCUCAGUUCAACAUGCGUAAAGGAGAUGGACCUCAGAUGUCAAACUGAAUACCGGGUUGAGAUUCAACUUCAGUUGGAUCGGUCCCUUCUCUGCUACAUGCAUUCGGCAGUUGAUCACCUACAGAACAUGAAUAUGGUGUUCCCGCCUGUAGCAAACCCAGACAGGCUUCCACUCGUUGACAAAGUAGAACAACCAGGCACGGAUUGUCACCAGGAAAGAGCUAUUAGAUUCAUUUGUCAGUACAAAGGUGAGAAAGCAGAUCCAUCGUAUGGAGCUGGACCCUUGCUUCUUUGUGGACCGUUUGGAACAGGAAAGACUCGUACUAUGACGACGGCAGUAAGGCGUACCCUAAAGGAACGUCCGGACAGUAAGAUUCUCAUCUGCACGCACUCCAACAGUGCUGCAGAUUUAUACAUCACCGAACAUCUGCACAAGCUGGUGGAAGCUAAAGAAAUCAAGCAGAUGACUCGUGUCUACGCAAGGAAUCGAGACAUCAAAACCAUUGGUGACAUCGCCCUGAAAUACACCAAAGUUGCAAACUGUAAGGUUCAGACACCAACCGUGAAGGAAAUCAAAGCAAGUAGUGUUGUGAUUACGACUCUCACUACGUCUUACAGCCUUCAAUCGUCGGAGCUAUAUGGUCACUUCACCCAUAUCUUGAUAGACGAAGCGGGACAGGCUUUGGAGACGGAGGUACUGCAACCUUUGACCUUUGCUACAGGAAGUACCUGCGUAGUUCUGGCAGGAGAUCAUCUACAGAUGAGCCCUAAGGUAUUUUCUCGCACUGCUCGCCAUGCUAAGUUCCACAUUUCUCUCCUGGAGCGUCUAUUCUACCUGAAGGCGGCCAGAGUUUUGCUGUCUUCAAACUAUCGGACCUGUCAGAAGAUGCUAGACUUCAUCUGCGGGUCAUUUUACUAUGGAAACCGCACAAGCCGCAACUUGAAAGCAGUCGGUGAACAUGAGCCGCAUCCGAGAUUCAAUCAUCCUAUGAUGUUCUUCACGGUAAAAGGAGAGGAUGAGAGGAUGGGCAUGUCGUACGUCAACCACUACGAGGUAGCUAAGAUAGUGUCAACUGUGCGAGACUUGCUUCACGACUGGCCCGAGGAUAAGUGGGGGAAACCAGGAGCUAACUGCAUCUGUGUGGUGGCAUCAUAUAAAAUGCAGAUACGGCAAAUUCGUACUCAACUUCGAAAAGGAGGGAUGGGAAGCAUAGAUGUAUUACCUGUGCAGAGUGCCCAGGGGAAACAGUAUCGGGUGAUGAUCAUUAGCACGGUAAGAACACGAAGCACCCUGAACAAAGCCUACACAACGGCAUUUGUUUCAAAGAUAAGCCCGGCCAAUCACCCAGACGACACAUUCGACUACGGCUUUCUGUCUGACCCCCGACUCCUCAACACAGCGUGUACUCGAGCACAAUCUCUUCUGAUAGUUGUAGGUGAUCCUUCGACCUUGUGCUCUGUAGGUGAUUGCUCCAAGAUAUGGCGAAGGUACUUGAAAGAUUGCGAGGACAACAAAACACUGCUUCCACUGGGGACUACAAUCGCAGGAAUCCAACAAGAGAUGGAAGCAGCUAAACAGCGUUUGAACCCUUCGGCCCCGGUCUUCCAGCCUGCUUCUGAAUCAACCGGCAAGCUUCUUCCAAGGGUUCAUUCUCCAGAAGCCAACAAACCGACCUACUCACCAGAGGCCACAGCAUCGAAGCCAGUUAAUGAUCCAUGGUUGCCCGACGAUGAUACAAUCCUCUCCGAUGGCAUCAUGCGAGAACUGUACAGGCAGAUAAGCCACGAUGAGCGUAGACGAAACAAGUCAGAGGAGGAUCCUGGUGUCGAGCUAGGCGAACCCGAUGAUGCCGAAGUCGAAAGGGAAGUGUCUCUUAAAUGGAAAAGGAAGCCUCCUAAGUUUCGGAUGAUACGGGAAAGCGAUCGCAUAGUUCUAGAUAUCAAGUUUGCCGAUGGAGACAAGAGGGGGGCUGAUGAAUCCGAGGAGUCAGAUUCUGGCGAAGGUUUGAGAAAUGACAAGCACGACGAAAGAAAACGCCAAAACGCUUACAAGCAAGUUGAACAACGUCCAGACAAAUUCAAAAUCUGUUCUUUCCAUUGUGACAAGUCCGGGCACACAUACGCCAUCCCGCGUGAUGAGGGAAUGUGUGGGAAGAUUUCCAUCACCGGCAAAAGACGACGGGGAAGAGCCUUGAAUUUAGAUGAGGUUAUCGUGGAAAUAGUCAACGCGGACGAAUCUGUGGUCUCAGAAAGCAAGAACAAAUACGGGAAGGUCAUAUGCGUGUGCAAGAGGGCAGCUGGAUCCGCUCUCACAUCGAAAGUAGUUUGUAGGCUUGACGAGCAUAUAGACAGGCAAAUGGUUCCGCUUGACCGCACUCUCCCCAAGUUCUUUGUCUUAAGUCGAGAUGAAAAGAAAAGAGGGAGCACAAGUACUAGUCGUGCAUCGCCGGACCUUCGUACCGUGUCUAUCUACCGUUACAGUAGAGAACUUCAGGAAGACUCGCCCUUUGUGAGGAAUGUGAAGGUGUCCAGGAGAGAUCGAGCUCACAAGCUCUUCGUCGUUGAAUAUCUGAAAUGGUUUGCCAAAGAUCCUUACCCAAUGGGUGUGGUUACGGAAGAGCUCCCGCAAGCAGAUUGCAAAGAAACGGGCCUUCGCAUUCUGAAGCUCAUUCAUGGAGUAAAGGAUGACUGGAAAUCUGACUUAAUUGAGGAGGUGGAGAACAAGUUUCCAGAUGAUUGGGAGAUUCCUGAAGCUGAAAUUCAGUCAAGAUGUGACGCCCGAAAUCGAUUCGCCUUUACAAUUGAUCCCCAAGAAAGCCAAGACCUCGAUGACGCUCUGAGUGUAGAUUAUGUGGGAGGAAACUACAGAGUCGGCAUUCAUAUUGCCGAUGUGUCUUACUUCGUGCCUCAUGGUAGCAAGCUGGAUAAAGACGCAAGAGCGAGGGCUACCUCGUUCUAUCCACAUCGUGCUCUCGCCAAACCAAUCAAUAUGCUCCCUCCACAGCUUAGCAACAAGUUAUGUAGUCUGCUGCCACAAAAAGAUAGACUUACCAUUUCAGUCUAUGCCACCCUAGAUGAAAAGGGGAAUUUGGUGGGUGACCCUGAUAUUGAGCGGUCCGUGAUUCGUUCCCGCAAUCAGCUGAGCUAUGAUCACGUAGAAGAAAUCAUCAUGUCGACAAGCAACAAGAGAAACAACAACAUAACCAUCACAGAAAAAAUCUUGACAUUAAAUGAGCUAGCGAAAGAGAGAAGAAGGAUCCGUCUGGGAGUGGGUCGGUUUGCUUUCUCACAUGAUGCUGAAGAAGACGAGGUUCAACAUCCACUGGCGCAUUCUUUGGUAGAAGAAAUGAUGCUCCUUGCCAAUGAGGCCGUGGCCAUUUAUCUUGUGAAGGUAUAUCCCGACUGCAGCCCACUCAGAAGGCAGCUACCUCCAAGUGACGAAAAUGUUGAAGAAUGGUUGAAAAAUCACGCCCAAGACCUUGCAAACAGUUUGGAACUCCAGUCGAGAUGUUUCCAAAAAGAGGUUCAAAAUGAAAUUGACGUGUACGUUCUGAAAGAAAAGUGGAACCUUCUGCAAUCAGCUGUCGAUAAGCAAGACAAUAUUACUACGAUCACCGAUUUAAUAACCAGCGAUGAAAACCACCCGCAGCUUGCCGUGGCCAGAGCAGACUUAUUUAUCAUGCAAGAGACUGCUAACUACAUCAGCACCGGAGAACAUCCAGACACAUCUAGGAGAGGUCAUCACUCGCUGAACAUGCCAGUCUAUACUCAGUUCACAUCACCGAUCCGUCGGUACUUUGAUCUUGUCGUACAUCGAAUGCUGAUUGCUGCCAUUAAUGACGACAAAGCUCGAAGCACUCUGCAUCAGUCAGAACGGCCAUAUAACACAGAUGAGCUUUCAGCAAUUUCUCAUCACUGCAACAUACAACGACUGAAUUCACAAGCUUUUGAGAAGAAGACCCGUGCCCUCCAGUGUGCUCUGAGGCUCGAAGAAGCCCCUCAGUCGUUCGAGGUAUUUGUUGGUGGAUUUUCUGACUCGAGUCUGGAACUGAUAUUUCCCUACAGACGUUUCCUCCCGUCGGUGUGUCCUCUUAGGCUAUUGAAGCCAAUCAGCAAGCCAGAGUUUUAUAGGGAAAAUGCUGAUAUGGGGCUAAGAUGGAAAGAAAGGGUCUACGAGUUGCGUUGCACAACUACUCCCAAACCACGGUUUGUGUCGCAGCUAACUCUGGAUACGGAGCAGAUGAUUGUAAAGAUUUCUGCGGACCAUUGGAAGGAGAUUCUAGGAGCAGUUCAGGCACAGAACAUCGAUGUGAUCCAGAGGGCUGUCAAGGGCGCAGACGGGGAACAACAACUUACAGAGCAAGAAAAAUCUAGAAGACAGAAGCAGCGACGCCUACCUGAGAAUCAGGACCUUCCUAUUGAAGAAGUCACUUGCGAAACCUUAGAUGUAAGAAAACCCUCGCUUUUCGUAAAUUUUCAGAGAAGCUUCAAGCGAGGCGAUGUGUUGAAGGUCCAGCUUAAUGCAACGAUUCAGAGGGGAAUACUGUCACCUUGUGUGCAGCUCUUCUUUCUCACCCCGAAGCUGAGCCUUUGCGCGGAACAUCGAGGGAAUGCAAUUGAAUGCUUUUCCAAAGAGGCAGCACGUCGCCCUCCUACAAAUAUAGGCAGUGUUGAACAAUACCAGGCCGUAUGGCUGCCAAUCAUUCAGAUGGUCUCAGCCUACAGCGCUGUUGUGAGUGAUGAAAGCUGCGUGAUCCAUGACGUAGAUGUCGACUGGCAUUGCACCGAAACAGACGACCAAAAACGAAAUUACAGUGGGACGUUUUUGAUCAAGCAAACUUUCUGUAGUGAUCGGAGUUUUGGUAUGCACAAGGGUGACUACCUUUGUAUGCGCUACAGGGACGUACCUUUGUCUUCCGAGGCACAGAGUAAGCUCCGCGAACUUGGUACCACCUCCACAUCCAGUCAACGUCACAUCCAGUCAUCCAAGACUACGUUCGUUGCCCAUGCAGUCAUUACGUCCAUUGUGGACAUAAAAAAGAAAACCGACGCGUGGACGAUCCAAGUUGAAGUUGGAGUUAAUCAACAUUCAGCCCCUUUUCCAGAUGUGUUGUUUGAGCAGAAUAAGAAAGUAACAACAUGUACCAUCGAGUUAAUACCAAAGGCUAACUCAGACAUCCGCCUUGAGUCUGCAAUAAGACAUCUGCACAACGCGAAGGAGCUGGUCAAAGGAAUAUGCAUGCACCAAAUACCUGCUGUCAGCGACACAGAUCCGGUCAUCAGAAAGCUUCUCGAGGAAGGUAGAAAGAUCGAGGAUUUCUCCAUCACAGGAUCACCAUUUCCCAAACCCAAUGAAUCACAACAGACUGCCUUGAAGAAGGCUCUGCGGCAACAAUUCACAGUCAUUCAAGGACCUCCAGGUACGGGCAAGACAGUGACCGGUGUCCAUCUUACAUAUUUCUUCACGGAAGUCAACAAGCAGCUUCCUGCCUUGGGAAGGGGACCACAAGUUCUCUACUGCGGACCGUCCAACAAAUCUGUAGAUGUCGUUGCCCAUUACAUGCUACGACUGAACAUAGCAGCAGUUCGGGUCUACAACAACAUGAUUGAACAGCAGGACUAUCCCACACCUGGACAGUCAGGAAGAGCAUCGAAGGCUGGAAGCACCAAAGAAACCAAGAUGGAUCCUCAUCUGAGGCAAAUCUCACUCCAUCAUCUCAUCCGGCAGCCAUCCAACCGACACAGUGAGCAAAUCUUGGCACUUGAGCAAAAAUUCCAGAGUCCGGGAUACAAGAUUUCAUUCCGUGAACAAGACAAGUACAAAAGAGCCAUUCACGCAGCUGAGGCUGAAGAACUCAAGAAGUACAAGGUGGUCUUGUGUACAUGCAAUGAAGCUGGGAGCAUACGGAUACAGAGAAAUGUGAAUGCCAUACAGUGUAUCGUGGAUGAGGCUGGCAUGUGCAACGAGCCAGAGACACUGAUACCACUGGUCGGCACUAUCGAAGAAUCGGAAGACCAACCCGUUACACGCAAGAAGGAUGUAAGACAGGAACCACGCCAAAUUGUCUUGAUCGGUGACCACAAACAACUCAGACCUAUCAUUCAGGAGAGGACUGCCGUGCAGCUAGGCAUGGAGACAUCGCUGUUAGAGAAAUACGGAAAGGAGGCCACAAUGCUUACCAUUCAGUAUCGCAUGCACGAAUCAAUAUGUGCCUUUCCAUCAGAGGUGUUUUACAAAGGGAAGCUGGUUACGGCAGACAUUGUGAGACGGCGGCCCCAGCAGCUGAAUAAGACCUGGCCCGGUGGGCGGGGCAACCCCCUUGUGUUUUGUCAUCACAUUGGAAGCGAGGAUAAGCAAAGUGUCAGGACCGAGGAGGGUGGGGAACAGUCACGGGCUAACCCUCAAGAGGUCACACACGUGGUCCGCAUUGCGUCAAACAUGUUGCGUCUAGGCGUGAAACAAGAUAGGAUCGUCAUUCUUACCCAAUACCGCCUUCAGAGGGCGCAGAUCGAAGAAAGGCUGAAGGAAGCCAACAUGAAAGAUAUCCUCGUCAGCACUGUCAUAACCAGUCAAGGUAAGGAGUGGGACUACGUGAUUCUGUCUACAGUCAGGUCACUUCCACGGGUAGAGAUUGACGAGAAAGCAUCCACAGCCUGGAAGAAACGCAACCUGGGAUUUAUCACAGAUGAGAAUCAGAUAAAUGUCGCUAUCACCCGGCCAAAAAUGGGAUUGAUCAUUCUAGGCAACAAGUACUUACUUAGUGUUCACCGCUCAUGGAAGCUUCUACUGGCCCAUUACGAAGAGAAGGGAGCUUUGGUGAACGCAAAGGACUUCCUACCUUAGACUGUGAACGGGAACAGCUAAAAGCUGCUACAGUAAAUCAAGCGUUGAUAGCCAUUGUUAUUACUUUCCUGCAUUAGAUUAAAAAAAAUAUAUCGGUAUUAAUGAGAUGGGCAAGUGUGGUUUCUCAUGAAAAACAAAAAAAGUGUUUAACCUUAGCUGUAGCCACACGUAUAGUUAUAGUGUGCCUUAGCCGAUUGGGAGUCAUUUUGACGAGUGCGAAUCUUAAAAGAUGUAGUCUUAAAUGAUGUUGUAAAACCAAUCCAACCAUCUUACUUCAUAUAACAGAUGCAUAGCAUAGUGUACAAAUAGGUGAUGGGUAAUGGUAAUGGUUUGGUAAAGACCAAUUAAUGGUAAUGUAUCGUUCCGAAUAAAUGGCAAUUAAAUCAUUCCAAAAUCAGACCUCAAGUCAAAUCUGAAGCCUGCAGAUCAAAAGUAACAGGGGAUAAUAAUCACAGGGAUGCCUUUGUCACAUUUUGUUUAAAUAUAGCUUGUCACCUGACUUGAGACUGUGUGACAUGUGACUGACUUUGGAUGCUUAUAAAGCCGAGUUUAUAUUCCUCGGCCGUUUGAAAAUUGUCCCCUCUGACCUUCGGGUGCAUAGAUAUCCUCUAUUGACCUCAUUACUAUAGUCAAUAUGUGCGCGUAUAAUAUUUGCAUCAUUUUGAACAUUGCGAGUCAGGGCGUCUUUCAGGAAAUGUUUCAUCUUCUACUGUAAAUGUCUGAUAUAUAGGCAAAAGACAUAUAUGGUUUUAGCGAAAUUGUUUUUAAUUUCGUUUUUUGUUCUUCAAAUGAUUAAAAAAUCAAAAGAAAGGCGAGUCUUCGCUCGUCCCCUCGCCCUGUCUAAGGAAGCCCAUAAUACCGCCAAUCUAUUUCACACAAAAAACCCUCAUGCAGGACAUAUAGUGGUCGCAAAGCAUUGUGGGAAAGUCUAGUACAAAGUAUGUGCGUUACAUUGAUCUCCAUUAGAAAGUCUUUCUAAUGGAGAUCAAUCGUGCAUUCCCUGCGCACGGGUUAUGCGCAUGCGGAAGUGCUGACCCCGGGUCACCCGCUAAACAAAUGUAUCAAAUGAAAGCUCAAUGAAAGUGCAGAUCACAAGCCUUGAAUAGGGGUCAAGGUACGAGCGAUAGACACACCUUGUAAAACACGCUUGCACUUUGGAUACAAAACACUAUAUUAUUAUAUAUCAUAUGAAAAUAUAUUUAUGAAGGUUUAUAUUAUAUUAGUCAAAUAUAUUUUCCUUUAUACACCUUACUGCACAUUCUACUAUAAAA
This is a messenger RNA of Patiria miniata (bat star), 10958 nucleotides long. RefSeq names its product helicase with zinc finger domain 2-like. Gene Ontology annotation, molecular function: miRNA binding; RNA nuclease activity; helicase activity. Gene Ontology annotation, biological process: miRNA processing. Lineage: Eukaryota; Metazoa; Echinodermata; Asteroidea; Valvatida; Asterinidae. The transcript is spliced from 35 exons. The record is from RefSeq and is a predicted model, not a curated record. The coding region runs from base 190 to 9687 and encodes 3165 amino acids.